AUGUCUCGCCAUCCGACGCUGACGUGGCGGCUCCGAACGGAGCAGCGUCGCGGCCAGCAGGAAGGCGGACGUUCUGAGCUGGACCGGGCGCUGAUCCCUUGCUGCGGGGAUAGACUGCGUGCCACGUGUCAGGGGGCGAGAGGGGGAGGGGAAACGGAGGCAGAAACGGCAGGGGAGGAAAACGGGCGACGCGGAGGGGAGGAGCGAGAGAUUGGGAAUGGAUGGAAGGCUGGGAAUGAGUCACUGGAGAGAGAAAGAGUGGGGAUUGGGAGAGGAGAUGCGGACUUGGGUGAUCAGGAAAGCGAGAGGUCAGGGAGGCGAGGGGACCAGUGGGAGAGGAGAUGGAUGAGAGCACAUGGCGAAAGGGAGGAGGUGGCCAGCACCAGCGGUGCUCCGGUGGCGUGUGGAGAGAGGGGCAAGGGAUCAUGGGACGGCGGUACUGAGCGCGUAGCGGGUGAUGCGGCUCAGCCGGGAUGCACAGAGGACGGCAUGUGCGCGUGCGGCCACGUGCGGCUGCUCAUGUUCCCGGGGGAGGGCGCGCUGCCAGUUGGCGACUGGUGGAGGUGGUAUCUGGCCGGGCGGCAACUGGACGCGCAGCAUCCGGGGGAGCAAGGGGUACAGCAGCACAGGGUGGGGGAACUUGGAGUGGAGAAGCAUGGGAUGGAGCAGCGAGGGGAGGAGCACCAUGGGGUGGAGAGAGAGUGCGGGGAGAGGCGACGGGAAUGUGGGUAUGAGAAUGGUUGUGGAAAGUGGGGCGAAGAGUGUUGGGAGAAGGAGAAGGAGCGUGGAAAGUGGGGCGGGGAGUGUGGGGAGGAGGAGAAGGGGCGUGGGGAGUGGGGCGGGGAGUGUGGGGAGGGGUAUGCUGUGACCCUGGUGGUGAUCGAUGGUACGUGGGAGCAUGCCAAAGAGAUGAUGAAGGCCAGUGGAAGCUUCCUCAGGCGCCACUGUGCGAUGGUGUGUCUACCCUUUGACCACGCAUCCCCUGGCCCGCCGCCCGGCCACCUGGGUCUUGUGGUGCGCAAGGAGCCACACAAAGGGGCCGUGAGCACAGUGGAAGCAGUAGCACGGGCCUUGGAUGCGCUUGAAAAGGAUGUGCCUGAGUGGGAUGGGGAUGGAGAGAGGGUGGAGAGGAAAAGCAAGGAUAUGAUAGUGCAUAUGGAACCCAGCCAGCCAAGGUCAGGUCAGGCGCCUCAAAAGUUGACCAUGACUCACUGCUCCCUCUCUCCCUUCGCUCUACGCGCCCUCUCCGUGCCUUCCUUUGUCUCGCCACCUUCACACCUGUUUGUCUUCCCCUUCUGCUGCCCCCACGCCAGUCAGACGUACAUCAACGGCCGGCCAGUGGCGCUCGUGUGUUCCCCCACUCCCCCCUCUCCCCUGUUCCCCCAAACCCAAUCGUUGCCCAACCUCCCCAGUUCCCCCAAACAUCUCCCCCGCACCUUUCCCUCACCCUCUCAAAACACCUCCCCCCCUCCCCACCCCUUCUUUCUCCCCCGCUCGGCCGCCCGCAAUCAGAUCUCGGGGUCGCUCUACUUCUGGGCGGCAGCUCUCGCCGGCCCAAAGCACGGCCCCUUUGCCGCCUGGAUCACCUGUUUCUUCCCCCAUUCAUCCCUCUUGCCCCCUUUGCCGCCUGGAUCACCUGUCCUUUCAACCUCCUCCCUCGCUUCACUUGCCUGGAUCACCGUGAGUGCCCUCCCUACGUUCUUCCCUUUCCCUCCCCUCGCCUGCCUGGAGCACCGUGAUUUCCCUCUCUCUCUUAGUGCCCUUCACCCCCUCCCCCCCUCUGCCUGGAUCACCGUGAGUGCCUGUUCCCCCUUAGUGCCAUUCAUUCAUUCCCUCCUCACCCCUGCUGCGUGCCUGGAUCACCGUGAGUUCCCUCUCCCUCCUCCCUCGCUUUACUUGCCUGGUGCCCAUGUGCUUAUUCCUAUGCCCAAGUGCCUUGCCAAGUGCUUACCCUCGCGCUUAUACUUAUACCCUCUUGUCUCUUUCCCAGGUCUGGGCUGGUUGGAGUUCUUUGGCAUAUCUGUGGGGCUGGGCGGCGUGGCCUUCGGGGGGGUGCAGCUGCUACAGUACACCAUCUAUGCUGCUACAGGGGGUGCUAAUAACGGGGGCUACUUCCUCAGCAGCUACGAGUGCUUUGGGAUCACGGCGGGCGUGCUUAUAAUGGGGGGACUGCUCACCUCGCUGCCGAUUCAAGUGAUUGGAAGAAUCAACGUCUUCACUGCAGUCUGGCAGAUGGUGUCAACGCUCGUGAUCACCGUGCUGCUGCCGUGUGUGUCUAUAGUGCUCACACUCGUGAUCAUCGUGCUGCUGCCAUGUGUGUCUGUCACCACCCAGCCUGCUUCCUUUGUCUUCACGCACUACCAUGUGCAGCUCGACCAGAGCCACCUGCCCAAUGCGGCGUACGCCUUUGUGGUGGCUCUUCAACUCCCCCUCUACGGCCAGUACAGCUACGACACUGUAGCACACAUGGCAGAAGAGACAAAGCACGCCGACCGCACGAUCCCACUAGCCAUGGUCUCAUCCCUCUCAUGUGUGUGCGUGCUGGGGUGGGGGCUGCUCGUAUCCCUCACCUUCUGCAUCGAGAAUAACGAUCGGCUGUUGGGCACGGACAACGAGACGCGGGGCGAGUACCCAGUGGUGCAGAUCAUAUGGGACGUGUUCUUCCACCGUGCGAGAGAGAGGGGGAGGGUGCUCAUAUGGGAUGUGUUCUUGCACCGCUGUGGCAGCGGCACGGGAGCAGUCAUCAUCCUCUGCUGCAUGCCCCUCUCUUUGCAUUCACCACAUGACCAAUCUUCCAUCUCCUCACCCCCCCACUUCCCACCCGCCCACCUUCCGCUACCAGCUACGGCAGCGGCACCCGACUACGGCAGCGGCACGGGAGCAGUUAUCAUCCUCUGCUGCAUGUCGCUCGCUUUCUUCCUUGGCGUUGUGGGUGGCCUCAUGGGGGCAUCCCGAGCGGCCUUCUCCCUCUCGCGCGACUCUGGUCUCCCCUUCGCCUCCCUGUGGCGUCGGGUCAAUCGCGACCGCACGCCCAUCUACGCUGUGUGGCUGUGCUGCGGCAUCUCCAUCCUCUUCGCCCUGCCUCUCCUAGACGACUCCAGCACCUUCCAUUUCAUCACCUCCCUUGCCACCGUCGCGUGGGUCGGCAGCUACGCCGUGCCAAUCUUUUUUCGGCUUAUCCAAAAAGACGAGGAUUUCGAGCCUGGAGCGUUCAACCUGGCUGACUAUGUCGGUCACACGGGAAGGCGACUCAUCAACCUUGCAGCGCUCCUCUUUGUCAUCUACACCAUCGCAACCUUCCUCGUCCCCGUCGACUUCCCCAUCACUCCAUCAAACUUCAACUAUGCAUGUGUGGGAAUCAUCUGCCUCGUGAUUUUCUUCUGCUCCUGGUGGUUGUUGGACGCCAGGCAUUGGUUUGUAGGCCCGUACCAAAAACAGCAGAGCUCCACGCAAAGAAUGUCUAAGUACACUGCUGGACGCUUGUUCAUGUAA
Molecule: messenger RNA, 3492 nt
Organism: Closterium sp. NIES-65
Lineage: Eukaryota; Viridiplantae; Streptophyta; Zygnematophyceae; Desmidiales; Closteriaceae
Source: the annotation of a GenBank genome assembly